Molecule: messenger RNA, 1151 nt
Organism: Sorex araneus (European shrew)
Lineage: Eukaryota; Metazoa; Chordata; Mammalia; Eulipotyphla; Soricidae
Gene: EIF3I
Product: eukaryotic translation initiation factor 3 subunit I
Exons: 11
Coding region: 90-1067 (325 amino acids)
Biological process (GO): cytoplasmic translational initiation
Cellular component (GO): eukaryotic translation initiation factor 3 complex, eIF3m; cytoplasm
Molecular function (GO): protein binding; RNA binding; translation initiation factor activity
Source: RefSeq, a predicted model, not a curated record
GGCGGAGCUCUGCGACCCGGAAGCGGCGCGGGCCUCUUCCGGCCCGGCUCACGCGGCCGGCCCCUGGCGCUGCUCGCGUCCCCGCCGAGAUGAAGCCGAUCCUGCUGCAGGGCCACGAGCGGUCCAUCACCCAGAUCAAGUACAACCGCGAGGGAGACCUCCUCUUCACCGUGGCCAAGGACCCUAUUGUCAAUGUGUGGUACUCUGUGAACGGUGAGAGGCUGGGCACCUACAUGGGCCACACCGGAGCCGUGUGGUGUGUGGACGCUGACUGGGACACCAAGCAUGUCCUCACCGGCUCCGCUGACAACAGCUGUCGCCUCUGGGACUGUGAGACUGGGAAGCAGCUGGCCCUACUCAAGACCAAUUCCGCCGUCCGGACCUGUGGCUUUGAUUUUGGGGGCAAUAUCAUCAUGUUCUCCACCGACAAGCAGAUGGGCUACCAGUGCUUCGUGAGCUUCUUUGACCUGCGGGACCCGAGCCAGAUCGACAGCAACGAGCCCUACAUGAAGAUCCCUUGCAAUGACUCGAAGAUCACCAGUGCCGUCUGGGGCCCCCUAGGAGAAUGUAUCAUCGCUGGCCAUGAGAGUGGAGAGCUCAACCAGUAUAGUGCCAAGUCUGGUGAGGUAUUGGUGAAUGUUAAGGAGCACUCCCGGCAGAUCAACGACAUCCAGUUAUCCAGGGACAUGACCAUGUUUGUCACCGCAUCCAAGGACAACACAGCCAAGCUUUUCGACUCAACAACCCUUGAACAUCAGAAGACCUUCCGGACAGAACGUCCCGUCAACUCAGCUGCCCUUUCUCCCAACUAUGACCAUGUGGUACUGGGUGGCGGUCAGGAAGCCAUGGAUGUAACCACGACGUCUACCAGGAUUGGCAAAUUUGAGGCCAGGUUUUUCCACUUAGCCUUUGAAGAAGAGUUUGGGAGAGUCAAAGGUCACUUUGGGCCGAUCAACAGUGUUGCCUUCCACCCCGAUGGCAAGAGCUACAGCAGCGGGGGCGAAGACGGCUAUGUCCGCAUUCACUACUUUGACCCACAGUACUUUGAAUUUGAAUUUGAAGCUUAAGAAACUGGACCCCCACCCAGGACGGGGAAUGUUUCUCAACUAGGAUUCAGAAAACUUUAGACACUGAAAAAUAAAUUAGUUUGG